AGAAACGUGUUGGGUUAUUUUGAAGAGAAUAAUUAUCACCAUUCAGAUAAUACACGGUUAGGACUGCCAAGAGGAGCAUAGCUGACUAAGAAGUCUCCUCUCCUCUCCUGUCUGCCUGGCUUACGUCCCACAUCCCAAACAAGCCAUGUUACACUGGUCUGUCCUGUUUGUACCCCACUUCUCCCUCUAUCAUUGCUGGGUGAAGCUCCAGCCCCCCUGCCUCCUCUCAUCAGGAUAAGUGUCAAAGAAAAUGGAGUCAUGUUGGUGCUGCUGGGACAAGCUGAAUACAAAAGUGUGAUUAAAAUCAGUAGUUUACCUCUGAUUUACUGUAGGAACAGAACUGAGGAGUAGGAGACACAAGGAGUCUUCAAAGAGCCCCCACCCCCUUUCCCUCACACUUUCUAUCCCAAGUUUCCGACAGAUGUGUGAAAGAGGAACACGCGCUUUCCUCCCUUCUUUCAGUCAAACAUUAGCUCUAGAUACAAGUUUAUCUAAAAAUCUGAAUUUAUCAGUAGAUUAGCCGAUUAAAAACUAAUUUUGAACAUCAUUUAUAGAAAACAGAAAAACAACGGCUUGAUCGGAAAAUCUAUGCGCUGGAAUGGCUGUUUUGAUAACUGCGUCACACUUGUGGAUUCUGUCCUCUGUCUUCCUCCUGGAGUUUACUUCUGCAGACCAGAAAAGCAUCACAGCUGAGUCUGGACAGGACGUCACUCUGACAUGUCGAGCUCCAAAAAACAACAUUGAUCUUGUAGAGUGGAACAGAACUGACCUGGAAGAUAAACUUGUUUUUGUGUAUCGGACUGGGAAGCCUGUUCCAGAUGAGCAGCAUCCAGCUUUUAAGAACCGGGUGGAUCUGCAGGACACACAGAUGAAGGAUGGAGACGUGUCUUUGAUUCUGAAGAAUGUGACGAUUAAUGACACUGGAACAUACGAGUGUCGUUUCCCUUUAGAAUCAUUGGAUCCCAUCAGCAUCAUCACACUGAGUGUUGUUGAUCCUCCAGGUCAGACAGGAGGACACACAGAGGAUGGAGGGAAGGAGGAUGGAGGAGCGAAGAGUGGAUCUGUUGGACUAAUAGCUGGUCUGGUGGUUCCUGCUGUGCUUCUUGUUGGUGUUGCUGUUUUUUUGAUCUACAUAAACCAUGACAAUGAGAAUCAGGAUUGAUACUAACCUCCCGUUGAAAUGCUCUAUGUUUGAAACAUCUUACGGCUUUUCCACCUGAGUCUCCUGCUGUUGCUCCAAAUUCCCAGCGUGUCACUCAACACAGGAACAAACAGAUGAUCUGAGGACAUGUAGAUCAUGAAAUUUGGUUUUCAGGGUUUCAGGGACUGAAAAACUGACUUCAAUUCAGGAUUAUCUUCUGUCCUUUACUCAUCACCAGCUGACACCUUCUUCUCACCUGCAGGUCCUCCAGGAGGACAUGGAGGGUUUGUGGGACUGGUAGUGAGUCUGUCAGUUUUGGUGUGUUUGUUCUUGUACCCAACGGUGCUGAAUAUGUGAUUUCUGCUUCUCAGAGAUCCUGUUAAAGUCUAAAGACACUGGGAGGGUUUCACACUGUUUGAAGCAGGGAAACAGGUACUAAUGGUGCAGAACUGACUGAUGUGUUUGUGGAUAUGAACUCGUACACAUGAACAUACCUCAGGUUCAUAUCUACAAAUUCAUGUCCCAGGACAUAAACUUUAUAUUAAAGCUUUUAAAGAGUGAAAACUUUUACAUUUGGACAUCUGUGGGGUUGGUGAUGGAGGGAAUCAUUUAACAGCUCACAGGUUUCUACACUUAUGAAUUAAAAUGCAUCACUUUAAGAAUUAAAUCUAUGAAGUUAGAUAAAGAUGAGGGUUUGGGAUAAAUUUGUUUACACUCUUUAAGCUCUGUUUCUUGUUGUCAUGGUGAUCCAUCCUUGGCAAUGUUACAGACAUGAAAAAUACAUCUGAGUGAAACACUUUAGUUACAGUCAUGUUGACUGUCAUGAACAUUUUUAUAACUCCCUCUUUAUAACUGUCUUUACUGUGUAAAGUUUCCUAAAUUUACACAAACAGAGAUUUUAGACUGUAAAAGGCAAUUUUGUGCAGCUAAAAAUGACAAAUUUUGUUUUAUGAAAACUGAAGUUUUCAUAAAAGUGACUGGAAAA
Molecule: messenger RNA, 2126 nt
Organism: Oreochromis niloticus (Nile tilapia)
Lineage: Eukaryota; Metazoa; Chordata; Actinopteri; Cichliformes; Cichlidae
Product: butyrophilin-like protein 8
Exons: 3
Coding region: 599-1162 (187 amino acids)
Biological process (GO): negative regulation of T cell proliferation; cell surface receptor signaling pathway; cellular response to lipopolysaccharide
Cellular component (GO): external side of plasma membrane
Source: RefSeq, a predicted model, not a curated record